CCCGGCCAGGGCCCAGAAAGGGUUGGACUGGGGGCACAGCCAGAUGGACUCUCUUAGCCAGAGCUGGCCUUUAGGUUGGAGAAGGGGGUGCCAGAGCUGGGGAGCGUUCCUUUGGCAGGGUCUGUCAAGGGAACCUGAGCCAGUCACCAGGGCAGAACUAAGGCCUGGUGUCUUGGGGUGUGCCUCUUUAAAGACUGGGGGUUCAGAGAACCACGGGAGUUUGGGAACCUGGCUAGAUAGCCUCUGUGCCUGUUUAUUUUUGUGUUGGGGGAGCUCGACUAAACUAGGACCCGGGCCCUGAUGCCAGUACCAAUCCCAGGCUGCUGCUUCUCCUCUCAGGGUUCCUUGUGGGCCUUGGGACAGAGCAACUUGGGAUGGUGGGGGAGGGUGCUACUGCCAGGUCAGACUUAUGCCAGUUGGACUUUAAGGUUGUUCCUACCGAGUUGGGCACCCAAAGCAGUCCCUGGAAAACUCAAGGAACCCCAGAUCCUUCACCAGGCCUCCUUUCACUGGGCAAAGGGAGAGUGUGUGGAAACUGACUGACUAGUUGUGAUGAAGGGGGUGGCUGGGGCAAGAAGGAGGCGGGGCUGGGGCAGCUCUGGCCCUGCUGUUCAACUUUAAACUGCCCCUGCCUGGCAAAGUGACCCCAGUGAGGCCUAGUGCUGUCUUAGCCUGCUUUGCCUCCCCUCCUCUUGGGAUGGAUCUAAUCUCCAGAGGAUUAUAGAGGAGGCCGUUGAGAUUUGCUCCCUGCGAAUGUAGGCUGCAAAAAAUGGCUUUUGUCUUUUGCCUUCUCCCGGCCUGGUAUGGAGAGCUGGCUGCCCAUGAGUCCCUGGCCAGUCCUGCAAGCCCCUCCCAGACCUCUCCAACCCUUUUUUGACCAGGGAUUGUUAACUGGUUUUCUGAUCCUGUACCAACUGUGCAGAAUGGGGUGGCCUGUGUCUCUCUGGAGGAGAAAUGGCUUGAUCAGAGCUCUUUUCUCCUGGAAACCAGUGAUUCCACCCCUGGCAGAAGGUAUUGGGAGAAAGGGUGUGUAUGUGCCUGCAGCUUGAGCCUCAAUCCUGUGGGCCUUGCUUGGGCUGGGACUGCCCCUCUCACACCUGUCAUGCUACCCAGCAGCCAUUUGGCUGGUGCAUUUUACUCCCUCAUUCUGUCUGCUCCAACAUACAUAUACUAGAUUUCUUUGAGUCUGGUUUUGGAAAGGAGAAAAUAGGGGUUUUGCCUUUUAAAGAUUUCUGAAAGGUGAGAGAUGGCACGGGGUAGUGGAGUGAGGUGAGCUGUCAAUCCUGCUCUCCACUCCUUCAUUCUAUGGAGAGUCCCUCCUGUUUGUCCCGAAACAACUUCCUUAUGUAGGACUGCACCUUGUUAGCUGUGCCUGCUCUCAGGAUGAGCCAGGGACACAGUUCAGAGGGUCUGCAGGGCCAGUGUUGCAUUUGGAUCCAUCUCGGAGGGCUGACCCAAGAUGGGGGUGGGAAGAGGUGUGGUUUGAGUCCAGGCUGGGAACCAGGAAGUCCUGAGUCCUACUGAAGAGCUGUUCACUCAAGGGCCUGCUUCAGCCUUACACCUCUCCAAGCGUCCAUUUCCCCCUUGUCUGGGAAAAUGGAGUGAAAGCUGUUGAUCUGGGAGGGAGGCAGGAAGGAGAGUGGGUUGAGAUAAAUCCCUGUCCUUUUCUUUGCUGUUUUGGACCUCUUAGGUAUAGGACUGAGGGGUGCCAGCACAGUUUUACUCUCUAGAUCUGUACCUACUGUAUGGGAUCUCUAGUUCUGUGGAGGAAGCCUAAACUACCCCAGUUUAGAUCCAGGGAAAAAAUCCUUGGUGUGCAUGUGUGUCAGUUUACUGGCUGUGAAUGAUGGGACUGGGGAACCUGAGGUCUUUGUUGAGAUAUGUUCAGGGGCCUGUUAACUGGGAAUCAGCAUUGGGAUCCCUAUGCUGGACUGCAGGGAUGGGGAAAUAGGGACUGAGGGCUCAGGCUUUUUGGAGGUGCCCCCUAGAUUAUUUUUGGUACAAGUUGUAUGACAUUUUUCUCUUUGCUUCUUAAUCUCUGAUCUUCCAUGGCCCCAUGAAUGGGCUCUGGCUGUAGAGGAUGUUAGUACUCUCUCAAGGCCAGAUGAAGGUGGUUUCUGUACCUUCUUGAGCAGUAGCAGCCUUACCAGCCUGAGGGGGCUGAGCUCGGGGGGAGGGCUGAGGAAUUUGCCCCUCUGGCCUUGUGUGAGGCAGCCCUCCUCCUACCCACUCUAUUAUCAUUGUUGCCUUUUACUUCUUGAUGUUUGUGACUCUUUUGGCCUCAACUUUGAGACCACAGUGAGUAGAGGAUCUUUAGGGGUAUGUGGUGGUAAGAUAUAGUAAGAUGCAAAGGAUUAGAAAACUUUAAGGGCCCCUUGGACCUUCUGGGUGUGGUCAGGCCUUAAAUGACUGACUGGAAGAGGGGCCUGGCUGCUGCCCUCACCUCCACCUCGCACUUCCCAUGGUAGCUUCUAAGGACUCCUUGAAGUUCUGGAGCAGCUUUUGUAUGAGCUGGCCAGAUGACCCACCCUGCUUUCCUUUCAAGUGUGGUUGUGUGGCAGGUUUGGGAAAGAGAGAUGGCUUGGGAAUGGAGAUGAUGCGUAUCAGGUGAUGCUUUACUUUCUCCAGUGGGUUCUGAGAGUGUUAGGGGAAAAAGGAAUUUUCUUUCCUGUGACAUGUCUCCAGAGGGGCAUAGCCAGUAUCUGGAAAUAAAGGGUGAGUUCAGGGCAGAAGGAGUGAUAUUGUAGUUCUUAGGGAAUUGAUUUACUGAUUUGGGGCACCUUUGAGGGUUCCCCCGUCUCAUUUGUCCCAGUCAUUCAACCGUAAGUGGCUGACUGGGGUAUUUGCCUUCCAGUUUGGGAGGAGGGGCUGUCCUUGCUAAGGGUGGUGUGGUCACUCUGGUUAGUCAAGAAGAGUGGAAAAGGCGAGAGAUGAAUUUCUCAAACUUUUAUUGUUUAGAGUUCUGUUUUAGGGAUUUCCCCCACCUCACCACCACUUUCUCUAGGAACAUUGUAUACCUUCUCUGAUUAAGAGAAAGGGUCUACACUUCCUACUACAAGCUGCUAACGCUUACCACUUUCUCCCUCCUUCUGUAGGAUCCCUUUCCUAUUCUUCAUGUCUGUAAUUAUUGUUCUUUUUUUUCCCACUGUGCUUAAUUCCCUCUGAGAUCUAGGAAAAUAAUGCCCAAAGGUGUAAGUCUCAAAUUUUUUAGGUAUAACUUUAGUGUGUUUCAUUUGGCUCUGAUACAGGCACGCAUUUCUUAGAAGAAGGGACAAGGGACCGUUAUUCCCCACCCCCAUGUAUGUGUGUGGAAACCCUGCUUGAGGGAAGAGGAAGGAAGCUACUCCGCUGUGCUGUGCUAUGUCCUGCCCUGUUUAGAACUCCUCUGAGUGGCUGUAUGCUUCCUGAGACUACAACUCCCAGCAUGCUUAGCCUCAGGCCUGGCUACACAUGCUCAGUAACUCUCAAGGUCCACUUCUGUUAACUACUAGGGAUAUCUGAAGAGGAAGGGCAGUUGGUGUUGCUAAGGGCAAUGACCUGAGACCUUCAGGCUGGGUGAGACCCUGAGCUCAGUUAGGGCAUGGGCCAGGGGUUGGUCUGGGCUGGAUUUGGGUUGGAAGUGGGUGGAAAUUAGGGAGUUUCUUCUUUUGUAAUGGUGAUGUCCUCGUAGAAACAAGUGGCGGUGGGGGAGAUCCAUCCAGUAGUGUGUUCCAUCUCUUGCAGUGCCUCAGACUCUGCCUCUGGGAGAGAGAUUUUUGCUGGACUCAGGCUUCCUGGGUCAUGACUACCCCUGGCUUGGCCUAGACUGGCCUCUAGAAUGGCAGCUUACUUGAGACUUGAGGGAAAGGUGUGGGAAUAGGGCUCACCAAAAGCCAAAAACCCAGAGGCGAGGCAAAGAGCAGUAUUAGAUAUAAAUGGAUAUGCUUCUAGUUGGAUGCUGUGGCCCCAGGAACUCUUACAGAGGAGGCUGGAAGUGGGAAAGUCAAAUGGAUCCCUUGAGAAUCUCUCCAGAGUGUGAGAAGAGGGUCUCCCCGAGAGGGCCCUGCCCAGUCGGAGAGAGGGAUGGACAGCCAGAAGCUGGCUGGUGAGGAUAAAGAUUCAGAACCGGCAGCUGAUGGACCUGCAGCUUCUGAGGACCCAAGUGCCACUGAGUCAGACCUGCCCAACCCACAUGUGGGAGAGGUCUCUGUCCUUAGUUCUGGGAGUCCCAGGCUUCAGGAGACUCCUCAGGACUGCAGUGGGGGUCCGGUGCGGCGUUGUGCUCUCUGUAACUGCGGGGAGCCCAGUCUACACGGGCAGCGGGAGCUACGGCGCUUUGAGUUGCCAUUUGAUUGGCCCCGGUGUCCAGUGGUGUCCCCUGGGGGGAGCCCAGGGCCCAGUGAGGCAGUGCUGCCCAGUGAGGACCUAUCACAGAUUGGUUUCCCUGAGGGCCUUACACCUGCCCACCUAGGAGAACCUGGAGGGUCCUGCUGGGCUCACCAUUGGUGUGCUGCAUGGUCGGCAGGCGUGUGGGGGCAGGAGGGCCCAGAACUAUGUGGUGUGGACAAGGCCAUCUUCUCAGGGAUCUCACAGCGCUGCUCCCACUGCACCAGGCUCGGUGCCUCCAUCCCUUGCCGCUCACCUGGAUGUCCACGGCUUUACCACUUCCCCUGCGCGACUGCCAGUGGUUCCUUCCUUUCCAUGAAAACACUGCAGCUGCUAUGCCCAGAGCACAGUGAGGGGGCUGCACAUCUGGAGGAGGCUCGCUGUGCAGUGUGUGAGGGGCCAGGGGAGUUGUGUGACCUGUUCUUUUGUACCAGCUGUGGACAUCACUAUCACGGGGCCUGCCUGGACACUGCUCUGACUGCCCGCAAACGUGCUGGCUGGCAGUGCCCUGAAUGCAAAGUGUGCCAAGCCUGCAGGAAACCUGGGAAUGACUCUAAGAUGUUGGUUUGUGAGACGUGUGACAAAGGAUACCAUACUUUCUGCCUAAAACCACCCAUGGAGGAACUGCCUGCUCACUCUUGGAAGUGCAAGGCAUGCCGGGUGUGCCGGGCCUGUGGGGCGGGCUCAGCAGAACUGAAUCCCAACUCGGAGUGGUUUGAGAACUACUCUCUCUGUCACCGCUGUCACAAAGCCCAGGGAGGUCAGCCUGUCAGCUCCGUUGCUGAGCAGCAUACCCCUGUGUGUAGCAGAUUUUCACCCCCAGAGCCUGGCGAUACCCCCACUGAUGAGCCUGAUGCUCUGUACGUUGCAUGCCAAGGGCAGCCAAAGGGUGGGCACGUGACCUCUAUGCAACCCAAGGAACCGGGGCCCCUGCAAUGUGAAGCCAAACCACUAGGGAGAGCAGGGGUCCAACUUGAGCCCCAGUUGGAGGCCCCCCUAAAUGAGGAGAUGCCACUGCUGCCCCCACCUGAGGAGUCACCCCUGUCCCCACCACCUGAGGAAUCACCCACGUCCCCACCACCUGAGGCAUCACGCCUGUCCCCGCCACCUGAGGAAUCGCCCACAUCCCCGCUUCCUGAGGCAUUGCACCUGUCCCAGCCGCCAGAGGAAUCGCCCCUCUCUCCGCCGCCUGAGGAGUCUCCUCUGUCUCCGCCACCUCAAUCAUCACCUUUUUCUCCACUGGAGGAGUCGCCCUUCUCUCCACCGAAAGAGUCACCCCCAUCUCCUGCACUUGAGACGCCUCUAUCCCCACCACCUGAAGCAUCGCCCCUGUCCCCACCAUUUGAGGAAUCUCCUUUGUCCCCACCACCUGAGGAAUUGCCCACUUCCCCGCCACCUGAAGCAUCUCGCCUGUCUCCACCGCCCGAGGAGUCACCCAUGUCCCCUCCACCUGAAGAGUCACCCAUGUCUCCACCACCGGAGGCAUCUCGUCUGUUCCCACCAUUUGAAGAGUCUCCUCUGUCCCCUCCACCUGAGGAGUCUCCCCUCUCCCCACCACCUGAGGCAUCACGCCUGUCCCCACCACCUGAGGACUCGCCUAUGUCCCCACCACCUGAAGAAUCACCUAUGUCCCCCCCACCUGAGGUCUCGCGCCUAUGCCCCCUGCCUGUGGUGUCACGCCUGUCCCCACCGCCUGAGGAAUCUCCCUUGUCCCCACCACCUGAGGAGUCUCCCACGUCCCCUCCACCUGAGGCUUCACGCCUCUCCCCACCACCUGAGGACUCCCCCACAUCCCCACCACCUGAGGACUCACCUGCUCCCCCACGACCGGAGGACUCGCUCAUGUCCCUGCCGCUGGAGGAGUCACCCCUGUCACCACUACCUGAGGAGCCGCAACUCUGCCCCCCGUCCGAGGAGCCGCGCCUGUCACCCCGGCCUGAGGAGCCACACCUGCCCCUGCAGCCUGAGGAGCCACACCUGUCCCCCCGGCCUGAGGAGCCGCACCUAUCUCCGCAGGCUGAGGAGCCACACCUGUCCCCCCAGCCUGAGGAGCCAUGCCUGUGCGCUGUGCCUGAGGAGCCACACUUGUCCCCCCAGGCUGAGGGACCACAUCUGUCCCCUCAGCCUGAGGAAUUGCACCUGUCCCCCAAGACUGAGGAGCCGCACCUGUCUCCUGUGCCUGAGGAGCCAUGCUUGUCCCCCCAGCCUGAGGAAUCACACCUGUCCCCCCAGUCUGAGGAACCAUGCCUGUCCCCCCGGCCUGAGGAAUUGCAUCUGUCCCCUCAGCUUGAGGAGCCACCCCUGUCCCCUCGGCCUGAAGAGCCCGCUGAGGAGCCAGGCCAAUGCCCUGCACCUGAGGAGCUGCCCUUGUUCCCUCCCCAUGGGGAACCAUCCUUAUCUCCCUUGCUUGGAGAGCCAGCCCUGUCUGAGCCUGGGGAACCACCUCUGUCCCCUCUGCCCGAGGAGUUGCCCUUGUCCCCAUCUGGGGAGCCAUCCUUAUCACCUCAGCUGAUGCCACCAGAUCCCCUUCCUCCUCCGCUCUCACCCAUUAUCACAGCUGUGGCCCCACCGGCCCUGUCUCCUUUGGGGGAGUUAGAGUACCCCUUUGGUGCCAAAGGGGACAGUGACCCUGAGUCACCCUUGGCUGCCCCCAUCCUGGAGACACCCAUCAGCCCUCCACCAGAAGCUAACUGCACUGACCCUGAGCCUGUCCCCCCUAUGAUCCUUCCCCCAUCUCCAGGCUCCCCAAUGGGGCCGGCUUCUCCCAUCCUGAUGGAUCCCCUUCCCCCUCAGUGUUCGCCACUCCUUCAGCAUUCCCUGGCUCCCCAAAACUCCCCUCCUUCUCAGUGCUCUCCUCCUGCCCUGCCACUGUCCGUUCCCUCCCCGUUGAGUCCCAUAGGGAAGGUAGUGGGGGUCUCAGAUGAGGCUGAGCUGCACGAGAUGGAGACGGAGAAAGUUUCAGAACCUGAAUGCCCAGCCUUGGAACCCAGUGCCACCAGUCCUCUCCCUUCCCCAAUGGGGGACCUUUCCUGCCCCGCCCCCAGCCCUGCCCCAGCCCUGGAUGACUUCUCUGGCCUAGGGGAAGACACAGCCCCUCUGGAUGGGAUUGAUGCUCCGGGUUCACAGCCAGAGGCUGGACAGACCCCUGGCAGUUUGGCUAGUGAACUUAAAGGCUCCCCUGUGCUCCUGGACCCUGAGGAGCUGGCCCCCGUGACCCCUAUGGAGGUCUACCCUGAAUGUAAGCAGACAGCAGGGCAGGGCUCACCAUGUGAAGAACAGGAAGAGCCACGUGCACCGGUGGCCCCCACACCGCCCACUCUCAUCAAAUCCGACAUCGUUAAUGAGAUCUCUAAUCUGAGCCAGGGCGAUGCCAGUGCCAGUUUUCCUGGCUUAGAGCCCCUCCUGGGCUCUCCAGACCCAGAGGGUGGUGGCUCCCUGUCCAUGGAGCUGGGGGUCUCUACGGAUGUUAGUCCAGCCCGAGAUGAGGGCUCCCUACGGCUCUGUACCGACUCACUGCCAGAGACUGAUGACUCACUAUUGUGCGACGCUGGGACAGCUAUCAGUGGAGGCAAAGCUGAGGGGGAGAAGGGGCGGCGGCGCAGCUCCCCAGCCCGUUCCCGCAUCAAACAGGGUCGCAGCAGCAGUUUCCCAGGAAGACGCCGGCCUCGUGGAGGAGCCCAUGGAGGACGUGGUAGAGGACGGGCCCGGUUAAAGUCAACUGCUUCUUCCAUUGAGACUCUGGUAGUUGCUGACAUUGAUAGCUCUCCCAGUAAGGAGGAGGAGGAAGAAGAUGAUGACACCAUGCAGAAUACCGUGGUUCUCUUCUCCAACACAGACAAAUUUGUCCUAAUGCAGGACAUGUGUGUGGUAUGUGGCAGCUUUGGCCGGGGGGCAGAGGGCCACCUCCUUGCCUGUUCGCAGUGCUCUCAGUGCUAUCACCCUUACUGUGUCAACAGCAAGAUCACCAAGGUGAUGCUGCUCAAGGGCUGGCGUUGUGUGGAGUGUAUUGUGUGUGAGGUGUGUGGCCAGGCCUCCGACCCCUCACGCCUGCUGCUCUGUGAUGACUGUGAUAUUAGCUACCACACAUACUGCCUGGACCCCCCACUGCUCACCGUCCCCAAGGGCGGCUGGAAGUGCAAGUGGUGUGUGUCCUGUAUGCAGUGUGGGGCUGCUUCCCCUGGCUUCCACUGUGAAUGGCAGAAUAGUUACACACACUGUGGGCCCUGUGCCAGCCUGGUGACCUGCCCUAUCUGUCAUGCUCCUUAUGUAGAAGAGGACCUACUAAUCCAGUGCCGCCACUGUGAACGGUGGAUGCAUGCUGGCUGUGAGAGCCUCUUCACAGAGGAUGAUGUGGAGCAGGCAGCCGAUGAAGGCUUUGACUGUGUCUCCUGCCAGCCCUAUGUGGUAAAGCCUGUGGCGCCUGUUGCACCUCCAGAGCUGGUGCCCAUGAAGGUGAAAGAGCCAGAGCCCCAGUACUUUCGCUUCGAAGGUGUGUGGCUGACAGAAACUGGCAUGGCCUUGCUGCGUAACCUGACCAUGUCACCCCUGCACAAGCGGCGCCAACGGCGAGGACGGCUUGGCCUCCCAGGCGAGGCAGGAUUGGAGGGUUCUGAGCCCUCAGAUGCCCUUGGCCCUGAUGACAAGAAGGAUGGAGACCUGGACACCGAUGAGCUGCUCAAGGGUGAAGGUGGCGUGGAGCACAUGGAGUGCGAAAUUAAACUGGAGGGCCCUGUCAGCCCUGAUGUGGAGCCUGGCAAAGAGGAGACCGAGGAAAGCAAAAAACGCAAGCGUAAACCUUAUCGGCCUGGCAUUGGUGGCUUCAUGGUGCGACAGCGGAAAUCCCACACACGCACGAAAAAGGGGCCUGCUGCACAGGCGGAGGUGUUGAGUGGGGAUGGGCAGCCCGACGAGGGUGAGACGGUGAUACCUGCUGACCUGCCUGCAGAGGGAGCUGUGGAGCAGAGCUUAGCGGAAGGGGAUGAGAAGAAGAAGCAACAGCGGCGAGGGCGCAAGAAGAGCAAACUGGAGGACAUGUUCCCUGCUUACCUGCAGGAAGCCUUCUUUGGGAAGGAGCUGCUGGACCUGAGCCGUAAGGCCCUUUUUGCAGUUGGGGUGGGCCGGCCAGGCUUUGGACUAGGGACCCCAAAAGCCAAGGGAGAUGGAGGCUCAGAAAGGAAGGAACUCCCCACAUCGCAGAAAGGAGAUGAUGGUCCAGAUAUUGCAGAUGAAGAAUCCCGUGGCCUCGAGGGCAAAGCUGAUACACCAGGACCUGAGGAUGGGGGCGUGAAGGCAUCCCCAGUGCCCAGUGACCCUGAGAAGCCAGGCACCCCAGGGGAAGGGAUGCUUAGCUCUGACUUAGACAGGAUUUCCACAGAAGAACUGCCCAAGAUGGAAUCCAAGGACCUGCAGCAGCUCUUCAAGGAUGUUCUGGGCUCUGAACGAGAACAGCAUCUGGGUUGUGGAACCCCUGGCCUAGAAGGCAGCCGUACGCCACUGCAGAGGCCCUUUCUUCAAGGUGGACUCCCUUUGGGCAAUCUGCCUUCCAGCAGUCCAAUGGACUCCUACCCAGGCCUCUGCCAGUCCCCAUUCCUGGAUUCUAGGGAGCGCGGGGGCUUCUUUAGCCCGGAACCCGGUGAGCCCGACAGCCCUUGGACAGGCUCAGGUGGCACCACGCCCUCCACCCCCACAACCCCCACCACAGAGGGUGAGGGCGACGGACUCUCCUAUAACCAGCGGAGUCUUCAGCGCUGGGAGAAGGAUGAGGAGUUGGGCCAGCUGUCCACCAUCUCACCCGUGCUCUAUGCCAACAUUAAUUUUCCUAAUCUCAAGCAAGAUUACCCAGACUGGUCAAGCCGUUGCAAACAAAUCAUGAAGCUCUGGAGAAAGGUUCCAGCAGCUGACAAAGCCCCCUACCUGCAAAAGGCCAAAGAUAACCGGGCAGCUCACCGCAUCAACAAGGUGCAGAAGCAGGCUGAGAGCCAGAUCAACAAGCAGACCAAGGUGGGCGACAUAGCCCGUAAGACUGACCGACCGGCCCUACAUCUCCGCAUUCCCCCGCAGCCAGGGGCACUGGGCAGCCCGCCCCCCGCUGCUGCCCCCACCAUUUUCAUUGGCAGCCCCACUACCCCCGCCGGCUUGUCUACCUCUGCGGACGGGUUCCUGAAGCCGCCGGCGGGCUCGGUGCCUGGCCCUGACUCGCCUGGUGAGCUUUUCCUUAAGCUCCCACCCCAGGUGCCCGCCCAAGUGCCUUCGCAGGACCCCUUUGGACUGGCCCCUGCCUAUCCCCUGGAGCCCCGCUUCCCCACGGCACCACCUACCUAUCCCCCCUAUCCUAGUCCGACGGGGGCCCCUGCGCAGACCCCAAUGCUGGGCGCCUCAUCUCGUCCUGGGACUGGCCAGCCAGGGGAAUUCCACACUACCCCACCUGGCACCCCCAGACACCAGCCCUCCACACCUGACCCAUUCCUCAAACCCCGCUGCCCCUCGCUGGAUAACUUGGCUGUGCCUGAGAGCCCUGGGGUAGGGGGAGGCAAAGCUUCCGAGCCCCUGCUCUCGCCCCCACCUUUUGGGGAGUCCCGGAAAGCCCUAGAGGUGAAGAAGGAAGAGCUUGGGGCAUCCUCUCCUAGCUAUGGGCCCCCAAACCUGGGCUUUGUUGACUCACCCUCCUCAGGCCCCCACCUGGGUGGCCUGGAGUUAAAGACACCUGAUGUCUUCAAAGCCCCCCUGACCCCUCGGGCAUCUCAGGUAGAGCCCCAGAGCCCGGGCUUGGGCCUAAGGCCCCAGGAGCCACCCCCUGCCCAGGCUUUGGCACCUUCUCCUCCAAGUCACCCGGACAUCUUUCGCCCUGGCUCCUACCCUGACCCCUAUGCUCAGCCCCCACUAACUCCUCGGCCCCAGCCUCCGCCCCCUGAGAGCUGCUGUGCUCUGCCCCCUCGCUCACUGCCCUCUGACCCUUUCUCCCGAGUGCCUGCCAGUCCUCAGUCCCAGUCCAGCUCCCAGUCUCCACUGACACCCCGUCCUCUGUCUGCUGAAGCUUUUUGCCCAUCCCCUGUUACCCCUCGCUUCCAGUCCCCUGACCCUUAUUCUCGCCCACCCUCACGCCCUCAGUCCCGUGAUCCAUUUGCCCCAUUGCAUAAGCCACCCCGACCCCAGCCCCCUGAAGUUGCCUUUAAGGCUGGGUCUCUAGCCCACACUUCGCUGGGGGCUGGGGGUUUCCCAGCAGCCCUGCCCUCGGGGCCAGCAGGUGAGCUCCAUGCCAAGGUCCCAAGUGGGCAGCCCCCCAAUUUUGUCCGGUCCCCUGGGACGGGCGCAUUAGUGGGCACCCCCUCUCCCAUGCGUUUCACUUUCCCUCAGGCAGUAGGAGAGCCUUCCCUAAAGCCCCCUGUCCCUCAGCCUGGUCUCCCGCCACCCCAUGGGAUCAACAGCCAUUUUGGGCCCGGCCCCACCUUGGGCAAGCCUCAAAGCACAAACUACACAGUAGCCACAGGGAACUUCCACCCAUCGGGCAGCCCCCUGGGGCCCAGCAGCGGGUCCACAGGGGAGAGCUAUGGGCUGUCCCCGCUACGCCCUCCGUCAGUUCUGCCACCACCUGCACCCGACGGAUCCCUCCCCUACCUGUCCCAUGGAGCCUCACAGAGAUCAGGCAUCACCUCUCCUGUCGAAAAGCGAGAAGACCCAGGGGCUGGAAUGGGUAGCUCUUUGGCGACAGCUGAACUCCCAGGUACCCAGGACCCAGGCAUGUCCGGCCUUAGCCAAACAGAGUUGGAGAAGCAACGGCAGCGCCAGCGACUACGAGAGCUGCUGAUUCGGCAGCAGAUCCAGCGCAACACCCUGCGGCAGGAGAAGGAAACAGCUGCAGCAGCUGCAGGAGCAGUGGGGCCUCCAGGCAGCUGGGGUGCUGAGCCCAGCAGCCCUGCCUUUGAGCAGCUGAGUCGAGGCCAGACCCCCUUUGCUGGGACACAGGACAAGAGCAGCCUUGUGGGGUUGCCCCCAAGCAAGCUGAGUGGCCCCAUCCUGGGGCCAGGGUCCUUCCCUAGCGAUGACCGACUCUCCCGGCCACCUCCACCAGCCACGCCUUCCUCUAUGGAUGUGAACAGCCGGCAACUGGUAGGAGGCUCCCAAGCUUUCUAUCAGCGAGCACCCUAUCCUGGGUCCCUGCCCUUACAGCAGCAACAGCAACAACUGUGGCAGCAACAACAGGCAACAGCAGCAACCUCCAUGCGAUUUGCCAUGUCAGCUCGCUUUCCAUCAACUCCUGGACCUGAACUUGGCCGCCAAGCCCUAGGUUCCCCGUUGGCGGGAAUUCCCACCCGUCUGGCAGGCCCUGGUGAGCCAGUGCCUGGUCCAGCUGGUCCUGCCCAGUUCAUUGAGCUUCGGCACAAUGUACAGAAAGGACUGGGACCUGGGGGCACUCCGUUUCCUGGUCAGGGCCCACCUCAGAGACCCCGUUUUUACCCUGUAAGUGAGGACCCCCACCGACUGGCUCCUGAAGGGCUUCGGGGCCUGGCGGUAUCAGGUCUUCCCCCACAGAAACCCUCAGCCCCACCGGCCCCUGAAUUGAACAACAGUCUUCAUCCGACACCCCAUGCCAAGGGUCCUACCCUGCCAACUGGCUUGGAGCUGGUCAACCGGCCCCCCUCGAGCACUGAGCUUGUCCGCCCCACUCCUCUGGCCCUGGAAGCUGGGAAGUUGCCCUGUGAGGAUCCUGAGCUGGAUGAUGAUUUUGAUGCCCACAAGGCCCUAGAGGAUGAUGAAGAGCUUGCUCACCUGGGUCUGGGUGUGGAUGUGGCCAAGGGUGAUGAUGAACUGGGCACCUUAGAAAACCUGGAGACCAAUGACCCCCACUUGGAUGACCUGCUCAAUGGAGACGAGUUUGACCUGCUGGCAUAUACUGAUCCUGAGCUGGACACUGGGGACAAGAAGGAUAUCUUCAAUGAGCACCUCAGGCUGGUAGAAUCGGCUAAUGAGAAGGCUGAACGGGAGGCCCUGCUGCGGGGGGUGGAGCCAGGACCCUUGGGCCCUGAGGAGCGCCCUCCCCCUGCUGCUGAUGCCUCUGAGCCCCGCCUGGCAUCUGUUCUCCCUGAGGUGAAGCCCAAGGUGGAGGAGGGUGGACGCCACCCUUCCCCUUGCCAGUUCACCAUUGCUACCCCCAAAGUAGAGCCCGCACCUGCUGCCAAUUCCCUUGGCCUGGGGCUAAAGCCAGGACAGAGUGUGAUGGGCAGCAGGGAUACCCGGAUGGGCACAGGGUCAUUUUCUAGCAGUGGGCACACAGCUGAGAAGGGCUCCUUUGGGGCCACAGGAGGACCACCAGCUCACCUGCUGACCCCCAGCCCACUGAGUGGCCCAGGAGGAUCCUCCCUGCUGGAAAAAUUUGAGCUCGAGAGUGGGGCUUUGACCUUGCCUGGUGGACCUGCAGCAUCUGGGGAUGAGCUAGACAAGAUGGAGAGCUCACUGGUAGCCAGCGAGUUACCCCUGCUCAUUGAGGACCUGUUGGAGCAUGAGAAGAAGGAGCUGCAGAAGAAGCAGCAGCUUUCAGCACAGUUGCAGCCUGCCCAGCAGCAGCAGCAACAGCAGCAGCAGCAUUCCCUACUAUCUGCACCAGGCCCUGCCCAGGCCAUGUCUUUGCCACAUGAGGGCUCUUCUCCCAGUUUGGCUGGGUCCCAACAGCAGCUUUCCCUGGGUCUUGCAGGUGCCCGACAGCCAGGCUUGCCCCAGCCACUGAUGCCCACCCAGCCACCAGCUCAUGCCCUCCAGCAACGCCUGGCUCCGUCCAUGGCUAUGGUGUCCAAUCAAGGGCAUAUGCUAAGUGGGCAGCAUGGAGGGCAGGCAAGCUUGGUACCCCAGCAGAGCUCACAGCCAGUGCUAUCACAGAAGCCCAUGGGCACCAUGCCACCUUCCAUGUGCAUGAAGCCGCAGCAACUGGCAAUGCAGCAGCAGCUGGCAAACAGCUUCUUCCCAGAUACAGACCUGGACAAAUUUGCUGCAGAAGAUAUCAUUGAUCCCAUUGCAAAGGCCAAGAUGGUGGCUUUGAAAGGCAUCAAGAAAGUGAUGGCUCAGGGCAGCAUUGGGGUGGCACCUGGUAUGAACAGACAGCAAGUGUCUCUGCUAGCCCAGAGGCUCUCGGGAGGACCUGGCAGUGAUCUGCAGAACCAUGUGGCAGCUGGGAGUGGCCAGGAGCGGAGUGCUGGUGAUCCCUCCCAGCCUCGUCCCAACCCGCCCACUUUUGCUCAGGGAGUGAUCAAUGAAGCUGACCAGCGGCAGUAUGAGGAGUGGCUGUUCCAUACCCAGCAGCUCCUACAGAUGCAGCUGAAGGUGCUAGAGGAGCAGAUUGGUGUACACCGCAAGUCCCGGAAGGCUCUGUGUGCCAAGCAGCGCACUGCCAAAAAAGCUGGCCGUGAGUUCCCAGAAGCUGAUGCUGAGAAGCUCAAGCUGGUUACAGAGCAGCAGAGCAAGAUCCAGAAACAACUGGAUCAGGUCCGGAAACAGCAGAAGGAGCACACUAAUCUCAUGGCGGAAUAUCGGAACAAGCAGCAGCAACAGCAGCAGCAGCAGCAGCAGCAACAACAACACUCAGCUGUGCUGGCUCUCAGCCCUUCCCAGAGUCCCCGGCUGCUCACCAAGCUCCCUGGUCAGCUGCUCCCUGGCCAUGGGCUGCAGCCACCACAGGGGCCUCCGGGUGGGCAAGCUGGAGGUCUUCGCCUGCCCCCUGGGGGUAUGGCACUACCUGGACAGCCUGGUGGCCCCUUCCUUAAUACAGCUCUGGCCCAACAGCAGCAACAGCAACAUUCUGGUGGGGCUGGAUCCCUGGCUGGCCCCUCAGGGGGCUUCUUCCCUGGCAACCUUGCUCUUCGAAGCCUCGGACCUGAUUCAAGGCUUUUACAGGAAAGGCAGCUGCAGCUGCAGCAGCAACGUAUGCAGCUGGCCCAGAAACUGCAGCAGCAGCAGCAACAGCAGCAGCAGCAGCAGCACCUUCUAGGACAGGUGGCAAUCCAGCAGCAACAGCAGCAGGGGCCUGGAGUACAGACAAACCAAGCUCUGGGUCCCAAGCCCCAGGGGCUUCUGCCUCCCAGCAGCCACCAAGGCCUCCUGGUCCAGCAGCUGUCCCCUCAACCACCCCAGGGGCCCCAGGGCAUGCUGGGCCCUGCCCAGGUGGCUGUGUUGCAGCAGCAGCACCCUGGAGCUUUGGGCCCCCAGGGCCCUCACAGACAGGUGCUUAUGACCCAGUCCCGGGUGCUCAGUUCCCCCCAGCUGGCACAGCAGGGUCAGGGCCUUAUGGGACACAGGCUGGUCACAGCCCAGCAGCAGCAACAACAGCACCAACAGCAAGGGUCCAUGGCAGGGCUGUCCCAUCUUCAGCAGAGUCUGAUGUCACACAGUGGGCAGCCCAAACUGAGCGCUCAGCCCAUGGGCUCUUUACAGCAGCUUCAGCAGCAGCAGCAGCAGCAGCAGCAACUUCAGCAGCAGCAGCAGCAGCAGCAACUUCAGCAGCAGCAGCAGCAGCAGCAGCAGCAGCUACAACAGCAACAGCAACUUCAGCAGCAACAACUUCAACAGCAGCAACAGCAGCAGCAACAGCUUCAACAACAGCAGCAACAGCAGCAGCAACAGCUUCAACAACAGCAGCAACAGCAGCAGCAGCUUCAACAGCAACAACAGCAGCUACAACAGCAACAGCAGCAGCAGCAGCAGCUUCAACAGCAACAACAGCAGCUACAACAGCAACAGCAGCAGCUACAACAGCAACAGCAGCAGCAGCAGUUUCAACAGCAGCAGCAGCAACAGCAGCAGAUGGGCCUUUUAAACCAGAGUCGAACUUUACUGUCUCCUCAGCAACAACAGCAGCAGCAAGUGGCACUUGGCCCUGGCAUGCCAGCAAAGCCUCUUCAACACUUUUCUAGCCCUGGAGCCCUGGGCCCAACCCUCCUCCUGACGGGCAAGGAACAAAACACCAUAGACCCGGCUGUUUCUUCAGAGGCCACUGAGGGGCCCUCUACACAUCAGGGAGGGCCGUUAGCAAUAGGAACUACCCCUGAGUCAAUGACCACUGAACCAGGAGAGGUAAAGCCUUCACUCUCUGGGGACUCCCAACUCCUGCUUGUCCAACCCCAGCCCCAGCCUCAGCCCAGCUCUCUGCAGCUGCAGCCACCUCUGAGGCUUCCAGGACAACAGCAGCAGAAAGUUAGCCUGCUCCACACAGCAGGUGGAGGAAGCCAUGGGCAGCUAGGCAGUGGAUCAUCUUCUGAGGCCUCAUCUAUGCCCCACCUGCUGGCUCAGCCCUCUGUUUCCUUAGGGGAUCAGCCUGGGCCCAUGACCCAGAACCUUCUGGGCCCCCAACAGCCCAUGCUAGAGCGGCCCAUGCAAAAUAAUACAGGGCCACAACCUCCCAAACCAGGACCUGUCCUCCAGUCUGGGCAGGGUCUGCCUGGGGUUGGAAUCAUGCCUACGGUAGGUCAGCUUCGAGCGCAGCUCCAAGGAGUCCUGGCCAAAAACCCACAGCUGCGGCACUUAAGUCCUCAGCAGCAGCAGCAGCUACAGGCACUCCUCAUGCAGCGGCAGCUGCAGCAGAGUCAGGCAGUACGCCAGACCCCACCCUACCAGGAGCCUGGGACCCAGACCUCUCCCCUCCAGGGCCUCCUGGGCUGCCAACCUCAACUUGGGGGCUUCCCUGGACCACAGACAGGCCCCCUCCAGGAGCUAGGGGCAGGGCCUCGACCUCAGGGCCCACCCCGGCUCCCUGCCCCACCAGGAGCCUUAUCUACAGGACCAGUCCUUGGCCCUGUCCAUCCCACACCUCCACCAUCCAGCCCUCAAGAGCCAAAGAGACCUUCACAAUUACCUUCCCCCAGCUCCCAGCUUCCCACUGAGGCCCAGCUCCCUCCCACCCAUCCAGGGACCCCCAAACCCCAGGGGCCAACCUUGGAGCUGCCUCCUGGGAGGGUCUCACCUGCUGCUGCCCAGCUUGCAGAUACCUUGUUUGGCAAGGGUCUGGGACCUUGGGAUCCCUCAGACAACCUAGCAGAAACCCAGAAGCCAGAGCAGAGCAGCCUGGUACCUGGGCAUCUGGACCAGGUGAAUGGACAGGUGGUGCCUGAGGCAUCCCAACUCAGCAUCAAGCAGGAACCUCGGGAAGAGCCGUGUGCCCUGGGAGCCCAGUCAGUGAAGAGGGAGGCCAAUGGGGAGCCAAUAGGGGCACCAGGAACCAGCAACCACCUCCUGCUGGCCGGCCCUCGCUCAGAAGCUGGGCAUCUGCUCUUGCAGAAGCUACUCCGGGCAAAGAAUGUGCAGCUCAGCACUGGGCGGGGGUCUGAGGGGCUGCGAGCUGAGAUCAACGGGCACAUUGACAGCAAGCUGGCUGGGCUGGAGCAGAAACUACAGGGUACCCCCAGCAACAAGGAGGAUGCAGCAGCAAGGAAGCCUUUGACACCGAAGCCCAAGCGGGUACAGAAGGCAAGCGACAGGUUGGUGAGCUCCCGAAAGAAGCUGCGGAAGGAGGACGGGGUCAGGGCCAGCGAGGCCUUGCUGAAACAGCUGAAACAGGAGCUGUCCCUGCUGCCCCUAACGGAGCCUGCCAUCACCGCCAAUUUUAGCCUCUUUGCCCCCUUUGGCAGCGGCUGCCCAGUCAGUGGGCAGAGCCAGCUGAGGGGGGCCUUUGGAAGUGGGGCGCUGCCCACCGGCCCUGACUACUAUUCCCAGCUGCUUACCAAGAAUAACCUGAGUAACCCGCCGACACCACCCUCGUCGCUGCCCCCCACCCCACCCCCAUCGGUGCAGCAGAAGAUGGUGAAUGGCGUCACCCCAUCUGAAGAGCUGGGGGAGCACCCCAAGGAUGCUGCCUCUGCCCGGGAUACUGAAGGGGCACUGAGGGAUACUUCAGAGGUGAAGAGUCUAGACCUGCUGGCCGCCUUGCCUACACCCCCUCACAAUCAGACUGAGGAUGUCAGGAUGGAGAGUGAUGAGGAUAGCGAUUCUCCUGACAGCAUUGUGCCAGCUUCAUCUCCUGAGAGCAUCUUGGGAGAGGAGGCCCCUCGUUUCCCUCAUCUGGGCUCAGGCCGGUGGGAGCAAGAGGACCGGGCCCUCUCCCCUGUCAUCCCCCUCAUUCCUCGGGCCAGCAUCCCAGUCUUCCCAGAUACCAAACCUUAUGGGGCCCUUGACCUGGAGGUCCCUGGAAAGCUGCCUGCCACAACUUGGGAAAAGGGCAAAGGAAGUGAGGUGUCAGUCAUGCUCACAGUCUCUGCUGCUGCAGCCAAGAACCUGAAUGGCGUGAUGGUGGCAGUGGCAGAGCUGCUAAGCAUGAAGAUCCCCAAUUCCUAUGAGGUGCUGUUCCCAGAGAGCCCCGCCCGGGCAGGCACUGAGCUCAAGAAGGGGGAAGCUGAGGGUCCUGGUGGGAAGGAAAAGGGUCUGGGAGGCAAGAGCCCAGACACGGGCCCUGAUUGGCUGAAGCAGUUCGAUGCAGUGUUGCCUGGCUAUACCCUGAAGAGCCAACUAGACAUCUUGAGCCUCCUGAAACAGGAGAGCCCCGCCCCAGAGCCACCCACCCAGCACAGCUAUACCUGCAAUGUCUCCAAUCUGGAUGUGCGACAGCUCUCGGCCCCACCUCCUGAAGAACCCUCCCCGCCCCCUUCCCCCUUGGCACCUUCUCCUGCCAGUCCCCCUACUGAACCCUUGGUUGAACUUCCCGCCGAACCCUUGGCUGAGCCACCCGUCCCCUCACCUCUGCCACUGGCCUCAUCCCCUGAAUCAGCCCGACCCAAGCCCCGUGCCCGGCCUCCUGAAGAAGGUGAAGAUUCCCGUCCUCCUCGCCUCAAGAAAUGGAAAGGAGUGCGCUGGAAGCGGCUUCGGCUGCUGUUGACCAUCCAGAAGGGCAGUGGGCGGCAGGAGGAUGAGCGGGAAGUGGCAGAGUUUAUGGAGCAGCUUGGCACAGCCUUGCGACCUGACAAGGUACCACGAGACAUGCGUCGCUGCUGUUUCUGUCAUGAGGAGGGUGACGGGGCCACUGAUGGGCCUGCCCGCCUGCUGAACCUGGACCUGGACCUGUGGGUGCACCUCAACUGUGCCCUUUGGUCCACGGAGGUGUAUGAGACCCAGGGCGGGGCACUGAUGAAUGUGGAGGUUGCCCUGCACCGGGGACUGCUAACCAAGUGCUCCCUGUGCCAGCGAACUGGUGCCACCAGCAGCUGCAAUCGCAUGCGUUGCCCCAAUGUCUACCAUUUUGCUUGUGCCAUCCGUGCCAAGUGCAUGUUCUUCAAGGACAAGACCAUGCUGUGUCCAAUGCAUAAGAUCAAGGGGCCCUGUGAGCAAGAGCUGAGCUCUUUUGCUGUCUUCCGGCGGGUCUACAUUGAGCGGGACGAGGUGAAGCAAAUCGCCAGCAUCAUUCAGCGGGGAGAACGGCUGCACAUGUUCCGUGUGGGGGGCCUUGUGUUCCACGCCAUCGGACAGCUGCUGCCUCACCAGAUGGCUGACUUUCAUAGUGCCACUGCCCUCUAUCCCGUGGGCUACGAGGCCACGCGCAUCUAUUGGAGCCUCCGCACCAACAAUCGUCGCUGUUGCUAUCGCUGUUCUAUUGGUGAGAACAACGGGCGGCCAGAGUUUGUAAUCAAAGUCAUCGAGCAGGGCCUGGAGGACCUGGUCUUCACUGACGCCUCUCCCCAGGCCGUGUGGAAUCGCAUCAUUGAGCCUGUGGCUGCCAUGAGAAAAGAGGCUGACAUGCUGCGACUCUUCCCUGAGUAUCUGAAGGGCGAGGAGCUCUUUGGGCUGACGGUGCAUGCCGUGCUUCGCAUAGCUGAAUCACUGCCCGGGGUGGAGAGCUGUCAAAACUAUUUAUUCCGCUAUGGGCGCCACCCCCUUAUGGAGCUGCCACUCAUGAUCAACCCCACUGGCUGUGCCCGAUCAGAGCCUAAAAUCCUCACACACUACAAACGCGUUUUCACAUCCAUUAUCUCAUUUGAUCCUCACAACAACCUUAUGAGGCCCCAUACCCUGAACAGCACCAGCAUGUCUAAGGCAUAUCAGAGCACCUUCACAGGCGAGACCAACACCCCGUACAGCAAGCAGUUUGUGCACUCCAAGUCAUCUCAGUACCGGCGGCUGCGCACCGAAUGGAAGAACAACGUGUACCUGGCUCGCUCCCGUAUCCAGGGCCUGGGGCUCUAUGCAGCCAAGGACCUAGAAAAGCACACAAUGGUUAUCGAGUACAUUGGCACCAUCAUUCGGAACGAGGUGGCCAACCGGCGGGAGAAAAUCUACGAAGAGCAGAAUCGAGGCAUCUACAUGUUCCGAAUAAACAAUGAACAUGUGAUUGAUGCUACGUUGACCGGCGGCCCUGCCAGGUACAUUAACCAUUCCUGUGCCCCUAACUGUGUGGCCGAAGUCGUGACAUUUGACAAAGAGGACAAAAUCAUCAUCAUCUCCAGCCGGCGAAUCCCCAAAGGAGAGGAGCUAACCUAUGACUAUCAGUUUGAUUUUGAGGACGAUCAGCACAAGAUCCCCUGCCACUGUGGAGCCUGGAAUUGUCGGAAAUGGAUGAACUAAGAAGCUGUGAGGCUACCAGGCAGGGGAGUCCCCCUACCCACAACCUCUUCCCUGAAAGGGAUGAGGGGGAAGAGAGGUAGCAGCCAGAGCCAGGACCCAGGGCUGGGGCUGCCGGCUGACCGGAGCCCCUGGAGCAGGAGGCUGGGGCAGAGGGCCCUAGGCCAAGCCCACCCUGGGCACCAGGGACAACCCUCUUCCCCACCACCGGCCCUCAGGCUGGCAUCUCUGCCCCCAGCUCCAGGAGGGGCCAGACAGAAGCAGCCAUUGGGCAUCUCAGGUUUGAGGGGGAUAUGGGCCGGGAACUACCCAGAAGCAUCUGGGAGGCAGCAGGGUGGGGGAAGAGGAUGUGUGGCCGGGCCUCACAGCCCUGCUGCUCCCACUGACCUCUCCGGCCCAACUCAAGGCUGCAAAGAGACUUGACUAAGCUUGACAAUCCCAAAGGCCGGGUCCCACACCUGGCCCUGCCUGCCGGGUCCUGCCCCCACCCUCACCCCCAUCCCCCUCCCUCUUGAUCUGUCUCUGUUUCCCUCUUUUCCUCUGUGUUUCUGUCUCUCUAUGGGUUGUGUUUCCUUGUUUUCCACUCUGACAAAUGCAACAUGAACGGGAAAGAGGCGCCCAGCUGCCUAGGAGGGCAAGCUGGGCAAGCCGGGCAAGGAGACCCCGCACCCACACCUACCUCAUUUAAGUGUUGGAUUUUUUGCUGUUUUGAAAUGUGAGACCCUCUCCAAGCCCCCUACUGCCCCAACCCUCUCCCCCACCUCACUGCCCUCUUCUGAGUGGGUGGAAGGGGGGUAGGAGGAGGAAGAAAAACAACAACAAAAAAUCCAUCUUUGUUUUUAAUUAUGGGCAUGGGAUGGUGGUUGAGGCAAAUGUUGAUGAAGAUUGGGGAUGACUGGCCCCUAGUUGCUCUAGGACUUCCUUCUCCAUCUGGACAUGGGGGGCAGGAGGGAGCUAAACCUAGGACCAGGAUAUCUCCCUCCUGUUUUCCCAACCCCAUCAUGAGCCCGUUUGCCCUCCAGCCCCUGGACGGGUUGGGUGGGGGAUAGGGUGAGGGCUAUCCCUGAGUGGCAUGCCCAUACCUAGUGAGGCAGGGUGUGGCCCGGAGCUCCCACUUUCCCUCAGUCACCAAACUGCUGCUGGUCUGGUGGGAAGGGGUGGUGAUGUGGGGGUGGGGGAGCUUAGUGUCAGCGCGGGGAGGGUGGGGGGUAUUUAUCUAUUUAUACAUGGGAUUGUACAUAGUCUUGUGGGGCAUGGGGGAGCCGGCUGGAGGUGAGAACCCUCCCCUCUCCCCCCACCCCCGGGGAGAGCAAAUGUAAAACUACUAAUUUUUGUGCUUUAUAUAUUCUAUAUAAAUAUAUCUAUUUUCUUUUUACAAAACCAGUUUAUAAAUGGUAGGGGGGUGUGGGGCGGACACAUGGAGCUCCCCUUGUGGGGGGGCCCCCUCCAUUACCCAACCUACCGCCCUUUUCCUCACCCCCCACCCCACUCCCCACCCCCUGGCUGUGACUGCUGUAAGUUGGGGGUAUAGAGGCUGGGCAAUUCCCACCCCCUGUUGUAUAGUUGGACUAUGUUAUAACGCACAAAAGAGAGCUGACCCCAGGGGGAGCCAGAGGGUGAUGGGUUCCUUGUCUCCCUUCCCUUCCCCUUUCUGCCCAAGCUUGUGCUGCAGUUGAACCUCUUCCUGGGGGUGGGGGUAGGUAAGGGGUGGGUGAGGCCCCAAACCCCUCUCUGGUAGGGAACCGUGGGGAUGAAGAUGAAGCUUAUAUGCAGUUCUCUUCUAGGGGCUGUGGGCAAAGGGCAUUUUGUAAUUAAUAUUUUCAAGAAUCAGAUGUCUGGAGUGUAGGGGUGGGCUUGGUGGUGGUGAACGGGCGGGCCUUCUGGAGGGGGAGCUUGGUCGCUGUUGUGAUUUUAGGUUUGUUUUUGUUUUGUUUUGAAUUUGGGGGGUUGUGGAUUGUUGGGGGUAGGGAGUUUUUUUUUUUUUUAAAGCUGCUUCCUCAACUGUUUCAAGCUGCAAAUGUUUAAGAGAAUAACACCCCCCACUCCCACAGGAACCGCUGUAAUUAAAUCAGACAGUAGGAAGACUGGGCUGCUACCCUCAAAGCCACAGCCCUUGGAUGUUCCUUUUCCGAGAGCAGAAGGUCUAGGCUACAGGGAGGCGGAGAUUGGCUCCCGUGAGUCAGGCUGUGUUUGGGGCUUGGGCCCUGGGAUUGGGAAAAGGGGAUGGGGCAGACUUUGUAAGCAUAUGCUAGGUAUCCGAUAGUCCUGUAGAAUUUAGUGAAGAAACCUUAUACAGUUUUUAAUUUUUAUAUAAACUAUAACUCAGACCCAAGCUACAAGGUUGGAAUUUUGGUUGGUUUUUUUAAGUACCCUGCCUGUAUAAUUGCAUCAGAACCCCCCCCCACCCCCCGCCCCCGUGUUUGUAUUUUGGGUUGGUUUACACUCACACAUACUCAAUUUUCAGUUUUCCCCUUUACAGUCUUCUCCCCGCACCUCCAGGACCCUCCCCCUUUUUAAAAAAUAAAUCGCUGACAAGUGUGAAUCCCGCGAAGACUUUAUUUUGUGUUGUGUGUAUCCUGUACAGCAAGGUUGGUCCUUCGUAACAACGGAUGAAAUGGUUCCCUUUUUUAAAGCGCCCUCUCUCCCUCCACCCUCAGCGCCCCUGUCCUUGGCAUGUUUUGUAUCAGCGAUCAUUCUGAACUGUACAUAAUUUAUGUUGCGAGAGGCAAAGGGCAAGUUUUGGAUUUUGCUUCUUCCAAGUUUGUUUUUAAACGACAAAUAAAAAAAGAACAUUUUAAAUACAA
Symphalangus syndactylus (siamang) is the source of this 23693-nucleotide messenger RNA. RefSeq names its product lysine methyltransferase 2D (gene KMT2D). The record is from RefSeq and is a predicted model, not a curated record. Gene Ontology annotation, molecular function: histone H3K4 methyltransferase activity; transcription coactivator activity; protein binding. Gene Ontology annotation, cellular component: MLL3/4 complex; nucleus. Lineage: Eukaryota; Metazoa; Chordata; Mammalia; Primates; Hylobatidae. Gene Ontology annotation, biological process: positive regulation of transcription by RNA polymerase II.